Molecule: messenger RNA, 1892 nt
Organism: Pimephales promelas (fathead minnow)
Lineage: Eukaryota; Metazoa; Chordata; Actinopteri; Cypriniformes; Leuciscidae
Biological process (GO): cell surface receptor signaling pathway; immune response; T cell costimulation
Cellular component (GO): external side of plasma membrane
Source: RefSeq, a predicted model, not a curated record
UGUAUGAUAGUGAUGAUGAGGAUGAUGAUGGCGCCCCGCCCGGAUCACAGUCACAGACUUACUGGCGCCAUCUCACGAUUUCCAGCCAAAAUGAUCAUCACGUGUGUGGCAGUCAUUUACACCCUCCUGAGCUCAGCUUGCUCAUCAACCAUUAAAGCUAAAGAUGAACACCACACAGCUUUCUUUGGAGAGGAUGUUCAUAUUCCCGUGACGGCUUUAGACACAUCAGAGGUGGUGUUCAAGCCGAGGGUGGAGCCGUUGUUGGAGCGGGUUCUCCUGCGGAACGGGACAAUUCUGGAUAACAGAGCCAAACUGAACAUUCACAUCAGCCAUUUGAUCCUGGAGGAUGUGGGCGAGGAGGAUGAGGGCACGUACGUGGUGAAGAAUUCUGCGGCCCCAGCUGAUGUCAGACGAAUCAUUCUCGUUGUUAGAGACUGUGCACUUGAGACUGUGGUGAAAUAUGGAGACACGUAUCAUAUCCCGAUCAACCCUGCGAUCGGUCCGUACACUCUGGAGUUCAGGCCUGGAGCUCUGACUCCAGUUAACCAGACCACUGAGGAACUACCUGUGAUUCUCCUCAACCAGACCAGCUUCCCCACGGAAAUGUACGAGAACCGCCUCACUGUGGGCGAGAAGAGGGUCAACCUCCAUCUGGUUACAGGGGCCGAUGAGGGCAGCUACACCAUCGUGGACAGGGAUGAAAAAGUCCGACUGAGGGCCUGUCUCAACGUGAAAGAUCAUCAGAUCUUUGACCACUUGAACUAUGGUGAAACCUUGAAGAUCAAGCUUCACGUGGACCACACCAAAGUCAAAAUGGUCUACAUCCCGGACUCUGACCACAAACAACGACUCAUCAUGGACCAGGGAGAGCUGAUGGUGUCUGUUGAGUCUAUUUUUGAUGGUCGAGCGUCUGUGGAAGGAUCCGUGUUCUACUUGAAGAAGGUCAAAGCCAGUGACAUGGGUGUCUUUCGAGUGAUGGACUCCUCAGGCUUCCGUAUAGCUGACGUCUACCUUAACGUGGAGCCCUAUAAGCUGCCACCACUCUAUGUGGCGAUCAUCUCGUUGGUGUCUCUGCUGGCGUUCCUGCUGUUGGUGUGUCUGCUGUCCUGUCUGAUCAAUGUUCACCGCCGGGCAGAAAGAGCACGUAAGCUCUCCCUAAUCGCUCAGCAGGCGGGCAAGGGGGACGGUGAUGCUUUCAGACAGGUGGUUCAUGAAGUUUAUACUAGAUUCACAGAGGAGUCCACUGCGCAGUCCACAUGGGAGAACGCCACUGAGAGCACAGAAGUUGAGAUCAAAGGUCUUGAGGUAUCAAAACCAGGUCAGUACCACGCCCUCCAAUCUGACAAGAACUUCUUGGAUAUGAACGACUCAGGCGUGGAGUUCACCUCGUCUGCGCUUCCUCUGGACAGUGACACAGACGUCCCCGACAAUCUCACCUCUCACAAGCUCUUGCUUGAGCCUGACACUCUCGCUGGCGUCCCCCCGACCAUUUCUGAGGGCGACCAUAGUGCCACUCGCACCCCUGAUUCCAUUCUGAGCGCCAGCCCUGUUGUCCCGCCCAAAUCUGGGGCUCAGAUAGAUGGCGACUUGAUCGGCACAACCACGCCUGAGGAAAUGGCGAAUGAGUUGGGUGCAAAGACGAGCAAAGAUGCUUCGCCACAUUCUGAGAAAGCCACUACAUUGGAUCCAACUAAUGGAACCACAACCUGAGCAGUGUAAAUGAAGUUACACCAACCAACAUCUAUUACACAAGUGCAACCAAUUUUCGUUCACAACAUCUCAACAUCUUACACCUUGCUUGGACUCAUCUGAUUCUUAACAAAUGGUUUGUCGAAGAAGCAAAAAUAGAAGAAUAAAUCAAGAGAAGACAGCACUUGCAAAAAAAAACAAAA